UCGCCUACUUCCGAACGUCGGGCCAAAUCCUGGCGACUUGUCCGAGCGAGCGCGGAUUGUGGUUGCGUCGUCGCUCAGCGUGUCCACAAUUGUAGCGCUCCGAAGCCCUUUCCCGAUGGAGCUCAGUGAAUGACAAGCAUCGAUCGCAUCAAAUCCUGCUCAGACAGAGAGAAAUCCCCGUUUCGAUCGAGAGCUUGGAGUCCCUCCUGAAUCUCGAUACACGUCCAUGGUCGAAUUCCUCGCUCCAUGGAACCCGAUGACGAAAUACCCACUUCGUCGAUUCUCGACCCUCUUCAGUUCAGCCCCCGAAACGCCCCUCCCCAUCAGCCCCGGCCCCCGCCGGGACCCGAUUCCGGUGCCCCACCGGACGUUCCCGGAACCCAGAGGGCGUGACCUCGACUUCGUCAACGUCGCGCACAGCCACCUCGUGCACUCCGACUGGGACAAGCUCGAGCCGCUGAGCGCCGGGCUGACUCCUCUCCGGACGAUGCACGUCCUGCUCAGGAUCCGCAAGGACCCCGUCCUGUCGCUCGAGUUCUUCGACUGGGUCCAGCUCCGGAGCCCGGGCGCCCACACCCUCGAGACCCACUCCGUCGCGCUCCACGCCCUCACCAAGAACCGGAAAUUCAAGUCCGCGGAGUCCAUCGUUCGGGCGCUCGCGGCGGCCGGCCCGGUCGACCUCGCGCGCCAGCUGUUCGACGCGGUGCUCCGCUCGUACCGGGCGUGCGACUCCUCGCCUCGGGUUUUCGACUCGCUGUUCAAGACGUUCGCGCAUUUGAAGAAGUUCCGGGACGCCACGGAGACUUUUCGCAUGAUGAGGGAGUACGGGUUCCUGCCCACGGUGGAGUCCUGCAACGCUUACCUGAGCGCACUGCUCAGCAUGAACAGGGUCGAUGUGGUUUUCUCGUUCUAUCGGGAGAUGCGGCGCUGCAGGAUCUCUCCGAAUGUGUUCACCCUCAACAUGGUCGUGUCUGCUUUCUGCAAGGCGGGAGAGCUCGAGAAGGCGGUUGAUUUGUUUCGCGAGAUGGAGAGUAAGGGCUGUUCUCCUACGCCGGCGUCUUACAACACGUUGAUCGCGGGGCAUUGCAGUAAGGGCCUUCUCAGCUCGGCCGUGGAGCUUAAAGAUAGGAUGGAGAAGGACGGUGUUCAUCCUAACGUGAUCACUUUCAAUGCCCUUAUCAGUGGCUUUUGCAAGGAAGGGAAGUUGCACGAAGCGAACAAGAUUUUUAGCGAGAUGAAAGCUUCGAAUGUGGCUCCCAAUACUGUGACUUACAAUACUCUGAUACACGGAUAUAGCGAAGCGGGCAACAGCGAAAUGGGAGGGAGGCUUUUUGAAGAAAUGUCGAAGUACGAAGUGAGGGCCGAUAUAUUGACAUAUAACGCAUUGAUAUUGGGACUCUGCAAGAAUGGUAAGACAAAGAAAGCUGCUUAUCUAGUUAAAGAUCUUGAUAGCAAGGGUUUAGUUCCGAACAAUUCGACCUUUUCGGCUCUCAUCAGAGGGCAGUGUGUCAGGAAUAACCCCGACGGUGCAUUUCAGCUGUAUAAAAGCAUGAUCAGGAGCGGGCGUCAUCCAAACGGUGAAACUCUCACUAUGUUGAUGUGUGCUUUUGCGAAAUGUGAUGAUCUCGAUGGAGCAGUCCAGGUCCUCACUGAAAUGGUUGAUAGGUCGAUGCUUCCUGAUUCAGAUAUGUUGUCUGAGGUUUGCCAUGAACUUUGCCAUUGCGGGAAAGAUCAGUUGGCAAUGAAACUGUGCAGUGAGUUGGAAGCUAGAACUCUAAUUCCAGUAGGUUUUGAUAAAGAGCUUAUCUUUAGAACUGAGUGAUGGAAACUUGAUAGCAGCAGUUAACAUAUGACGAUUCUUUUGAGUGGUUCUUGAAAUGUAAAUUCUUUCGAUUCUUUUU
Messenger RNA from Eucalyptus grandis, 1901 nucleotides. RefSeq names its product pentatricopeptide repeat-containing protein At4g26680, mitochondrial. Lineage: Eukaryota; Viridiplantae; Streptophyta; Magnoliopsida; Myrtales; Myrtaceae. Bases 227 to 1822 code for a protein of 531 amino acids. Gene Ontology annotation, molecular function: protein binding. The transcript has a single exon. The record is from RefSeq and is a predicted model, not a curated record.